GCAGGGCUGGGGCAAGGAAAUGACCACUAGACUUGGAUACACAGGGGUGAAGGUCCUGGACAAGCUGUACAGGGAGCAGCUGAGGUGGAUGCCAGGCUGGGAGUGAGGAAAUGGCCAGUAAAGACAGCUCUGAGAGGGGAUCUGGGUGUGAGAAGAGUGCAGCAGGUCUGUGACAAGAAGCUAUUACAGAGGUGCGGCCGGGGCACUCCUUGUCUAUGACAUCACCAGAUGCCAGAAUGCUGGCGAGCCAGAGUAUCGUCAUCAUCCUAUGUGGGAACAAGAAGGAUCUGGACGCAGACCGUGAAGUCACCUUCCUCGAAGCCUCCAGGUUCGCGCAAGAGAACGAGCUGAUGUUCCUGGAAACAAGCGCACUGACAGGGGAAAACGUAGAAGAGGCUUUCGUGCAGUGCGCAAGGAAAAUACUUAACAAAAUCGAGUCAGGUGAGCUGGACCCAGAAAGAAUGGGCUCUGGCAUCCAGUAUGGAGACGCUGCCCUGAGACAGCUGCGGUCACCACGGCGCACACAGGCUCCGAGUGCACAGGAGUGCGGUUGCUAGGCGUCCAGGGAUGCAGAUUUACUGUGGCAUCUGGGACAUGGCUGCUGGAGCCUGAAGAGCCAGAAGGUUUUUUUCACUGUCGUCUUUUUCCACUCUGCAGAAGUGGAUCUUUGUGAAGAAACAACAAUGCCAGUGGUGGACAUGGUUGAGUAGUCACGUGAUAGAUCUAGUGAAAUGGACAAAACCCCAGACGCAUACACGUAUGUGAAAACUCUGGACAGUAGCCCAGACGUGUCCAUGUGUGUAACAUGUAUAGAAAGCUCCUGUUCACAUCCCCUUCGCCUUCGGUUUAAGUCUUGGCUUUGCUCUGUGCAGAGCCCAGGCAUUUCCAUAGCAUGUACCUGGUGUAUGAGGUGAUAUGAUAGACAUUGCACUAAAUGAAGUUUAAUUUUUUUUAAUCACAGCAACUGAAGUUGGUGAACAUGAGGUGUGUUUUUCUCACUGUGUGGUUAUAUCUAUGACCCAAUGCUCAAGGUCUAUGGUGCCAAUAGCCAGUACACUACUUAUUUCAUUCUGCUUACCACAUCCUACACUGUGCUAUGUGAGCCACACUCAAAAUGCUAGAUCAGAAGUCAUUCACUAACACCCAAAAUAAAAUGAGAAGUGGAGUGUUCCAUGAGCUGUCCACUGUCCUGCUCUCUGUUGGCAUUGAGGCUUCUUCACAAGCUCAGUUCAGGAAUCUCACAUGGAGAGCCUGGUGCUGUGAGCCAUGUGAUCCAUUGGCCCACCCGCCCAGGCCAUGAGUUCCCCUCAGCCUCAGGAGCAGAACCUACUGCCACACUGCCUCCUGUCUGGUCCUCCCCAGAAAGCUCUUUGUCAUUAUGCUUUUUCUGGAGACGUCAUUGCCUCUUUUUAAAUCUUUGUUUUGUCUUCAUUUUAAGAAGACCAGCUAACUCCAGUUCAUGUUCGAAGGAUGCUACUUACUAAGAAAUUUCAGACUGGGAGGAAGCUCAGCGGUAGACUGCUUUGUAUUUCCCAUUCCACCCCCAGCACCAUAAAGAAAAGUUAUCUUUCUCUUACCAGGUGUGGUGGUGCAUGUCUGUAAUCCCAGCACUCAGGAGGCUGAGGCAGGAGGAUCAUGAGGUCAGGGCCUGCCUGACUACUCAAAAACCAUAAAAAAGAAAGAAAGGAAGAGAUUUCUUUGCAGCUUUAGCUGAAUGCUUAAAUGCCUUACUAGUUAUCAAACUGACCAAUUUUUAAUUCACAUAAGGUACAGUGAAUAUAAUGAAUAUCAUAUUGCAAAGAUUGCUCUUAGAUUUUAAAGUGCUGGUACAAAAAUAUAUGUAAUAGAACUUUCUUUAAAGUCAAAAUUCAAGCCUGGUGCCAGCGGCUCUCACAUGUAAUCCUAGCUACUUGGGAGGCUAAGAUUGGAAGGAUCACAGUUCAUGGCUACCCCUGCAAAUAG
Castor canadensis (American beaver) is the source of this 1962-nucleotide messenger RNA. The record is from RefSeq and is a predicted model, not a curated record. NCBI's taxonomy places the organism in Eukaryota, Metazoa, Chordata, Mammalia, Rodentia, Castoridae.